Messenger RNA from Marmota monax (woodchuck), 817 nucleotides. It is a transcript of the gene Smkr1, whose product is annotated as small lysine rich protein 1. The record is from RefSeq and is a predicted model, not a curated record. The transcript is spliced from 2 exons. NCBI's taxonomy places the organism in Eukaryota, Metazoa, Chordata, Mammalia, Rodentia, Sciuridae. The coding region runs from base 302 to 508 and encodes 68 amino acids.
CCAAGGGGCGCAAGCCCCGCUCAGGGAUCCUGCCGCCUCGGUGUAACGCGAGUGGGUGCCCGGCGUGGCCAAGUAGGCGCCUGGUGUGCUGGCGGCUAGGUGGCUAGCUGUCCCCUGAGCACGCUGGGCUGCCCCGAGUCCCCGCGCGCCGCCGGGCGGGUUCCUUCCUGGGAGGCGCCGAGGGCGGCGGUUCGCUGGCGAGUGGGCAGGAGGAGGCGGGGUAGACGAAGAAUUUGGGCUGCCAUCUGCUUUUCGGGACUGGGAAUCACGCGUCUUACUCACCCGCUCAGCUGAGAAAGAAAUGACCAUGCCAGGUAAAGGGAAGAAAGGGAAAAGCCACAGAAAGUCUCGUGGGAAGAAGCAGAAGAAGCCCGAGGUGGACAUCCUCAGCCCCGCGGCCAUGCUGAACCUCUACUACAUUGCCCACAACGUGGCCGACUGCCUACAGCUUCGAGGCUUCCGCUGGCCAGGGGCUCCCAAAGGGAAAAAAGGGAAGAACAAGACUUAAGUGAUAGAGUUCUCAGCGCUCAGAGAACAACUUGGGGAAGAGAAAUCAAAUAAUUCGACCCUACAGGCAAAAUAGACUUUACUGAAGACACCUUGAAAUGCAAGCUCAGGGUGCUUUCUAUGGUAAAUAAUGGUGAAGAAAUGCCUUUUACUUCCUCAGUUAAGCUAGGCAUGAUUAGCCACUUUGGAUUUUCAGAAGUUAAGGGGAAAAACUUGAACAAUUCUUACACCAUGUGAUGGGAUUGAUAGUCCUUUAAAAAUUUAUUAUCAUAAUUCUGGGCCAGAAAUUAAACCUUGCUCUCAAAAGGCA